This is a messenger RNA of Zingiber officinale, 2765 nucleotides long. RefSeq names its product transcription termination factor MTEF18, mitochondrial-like. The coding region runs from base 426 to 2372 and encodes 648 amino acids. The transcript has a single exon. Gene Ontology annotation, molecular function: double-stranded DNA binding. The record is from RefSeq and is a predicted model, not a curated record. Lineage: Eukaryota; Viridiplantae; Streptophyta; Magnoliopsida; Zingiberales; Zingiberaceae. Gene Ontology annotation, biological process: regulation of DNA-templated transcription.
GGACGAUGCUGAUGCCAAUCUACCCGGAUCGAAAAAUUCCACCUUUCCACCCCGGGGAAAGAACUGUCUCUUCGCUGAGCCCAACCUAAUCUAGGGUUCCAGCAAAAGCCCAGACUCAUGCUUUCCUCUCAUAUUUUCCAGAUCUUGAUCGCGCGCCCAAUCCAAAAGAUCUCGUCUCUCCGGAGAACAGCAAAUCUAGGGUUUCAGUAAAAGGUCCAAGUUGUACUCUCCUUCUCGCCCUCUCAUAGUUUCCAGAACAACCCCGAAGAACUCGUCUUUCCCUCGCAGGAGAAGCCAGAACAGCCUGAAACCCUGCAAUUUAAGGUACGCAGCAAAUCCUACUGCAAUCUUGGGGUGGUAUCCACUGCAUAUAUAUAUCACCUCCUGUUAACCAGUGGCGAUCGUCGAGCUUAGAGGAACGAGUAAUGACAGUUCUCUUAUUGAUUCGGGGCAUUCGUUUUUCCAAAAGUUACCAAUCGAAUGCAUCUCUGAUUCUUCCCAGUAUUUCUGUUAGUUCUCCUAUGAACAGAAGUAAUUUGAAAAAUGCUGAACGUUACUUUUUCUCUAGUUCUUCUCUUCCUGCCUUGUUUGCCAGUGCAAAAUUCCUAUUUAGCGAUUCCAAUCAGCGAAAACCCCCAUUGUCGGAUCACGGAAGUACAUGGCUUUGUCACAGAUUCGCCACUAGAAACGCCUUGAUUUUCAAGAGCCCUCUAAAUCGGCAGCAAGAUCGUUUCUUUUCUGGCACUCGAGUUGCUCUGACUGUUUCCGACUUGCAUGCAGAACCAUUUCCUAAUGAUUCUACUGGACAGAGAAUCACUCGCUCUGGCCGAAUUGAUGCUCAAAAUGCUCUCCUUGACUACCUUCAUGUUACCAGAGGCCUGCCUUUCAUGGAUGCUGAACAUAUUAGCAAGAAUUCUCCUGAGUUCCUCCAGCGUAUACUUGAGAAGAUUGGCAAUGAGCAUGAUGUGGGGAGAUCCCUCACUAGGUACCUUCGCUAUCACCCCAUCAAUGAGUUUGAGCCCUUCUUUGAAAGUUUGGGUCUGAAGCCAUUGGAAAUUCAACCCCUCCUUCCUCGUAAUUUGAUGUUCCUCAAUGAUGAUGAUGUCUUGCUCGAGAACUAUCAUACUCUUUGCAACUAUGGAGUUCCCAGAAGAAAGAUUGGUAAGAUGUACAAAGAAGGGACUGAAAUAUUCAGGUAUGAUCUUGGUGUUUUGCACUCAAAGCUUUGUGCUUAUGAAGAACUUUGGCUCAGCAAAUCUACCAUUAUCAAGCUUGUUACAUGCUGUCCUACACUUUUAGUUGGUGGUGUAAAUGCAAACUUCCAUAAGGUUGUUGGGAAAUUGAAGAGCCUAGGUAUUGAGCUGGAUUGCAUCCGAGGAUGUUUGUCAGAUAAGAAAUCGUAUAAUUGGAAAUGGAUUCUUGGUAUGCUGAAUUUUCUUGAUGGAAUUACCGAAUUGUCUUCUCUGGUUAGAAACAACCCAAAUUUCGUUUUUGAUGAUUCUGGAAAGAAAAUAUACAUUUUAGUUGCAAUCCUGUUAAAGCUGGGUCUUAGAAAGCCCAACAUAUUAGUUUUAUUUGCGAAGUACCCUCAAAUCCUGGAUGGGAACUUCACAAAAAAAUUGUUGCAGUCUGUGCAUUUCUUAGCAGAGAUUGGAAUGCCAAGAGAUGAUAUUGGCAGCAUUUUAUCAUCCCAUGCUCAAGUUUUGGGUUCUUGUUCGUGUAAGAAACCUGAUGCUGUUUUGGCAAGCCUAAAUAUAUCCGAUGUAAGGUUGUGUGAGAUUAUAAAAGAAGAUCCCAGUCAGUUUGGAACAUUAGUCUCAAGUAAAAAGGUUGAUGUUCUGGUUCCCAGUAAAAUCAAGGGACAUUUUCUUCAAGAAAAGACGGAUUUCUUGAUGAAGCUGGGGUUUAUAGAAAACUCUGAUGAAAUGGCUAAAGCACUGAGCAAGUUUGUAGGAAGAGGAGACAAAUUGCAAAAGCGAUUUGACUUCUUAGUGAAUGCUGGACUAGAUUGCAACAGUAUCACUCAGAUGCUUAAGGUAGUUCCUGCCAUACUUAAUCAGUCAACAGAUACACUUGGGAAAAAGAUUGACUAUCUUCUGAAUCACUUGGGCUAUUCAAUCGAGUCACUUGUCCAGUUUCCAGGAUUUUUGUGCUACAGCAUAGAGAAGAUGAAGCUGAGGUUUACUAUGCAUGCUUGGAUCAAAGAAAGAAAGAUAAUAUCAUCUAGAAAAAAUAGGAAAAUCGGCCGCUCAAAUGUGGCCUUGAGUACGAUUCUCUCGUGCUCAGACAAAAGGUUUGUGAAAUCUGUUGUCAGUCUUCAUCCAGACGGGCCUAAUGAAUGGGAGAAGUUGAAGAAUUCCUUUGCAUCAUAAUUAGAAGUUUAGGAGCAUUGUCCUACUGUUUACCAGUUUUCAUCCUUGCAAGUAUUCGAUGUUCCUUUGUCACAAAUUCUUCAAAGUGAUAAAAGCAAUGAUCGGUUUCUGAUGAGCUCUAUUCAUCCUAUGAGUGCGCUACCUGCUUCUCUAAAUUAUAGAUCUUCCCAAUCCUUGUAUCUUAUUCACUUAUUUGGCCAUGCUCAGUUAUUUUCUGGCUUAUUGGGCACCAUUUAAGGAUCAGUUUGUGUUCCAGGGCCACAAUGGCAUCUUAUUGACUUGUAGCAUCUGCUUGUUUCUCAUAAUGAUAUAGCAUCUCUGAGGUUGCAAGAAGCAUUCCAUGUUUAUAUAACUUUAGUUUUGUUAAUUAUGAAUUUCUCUGUAACAGAAAAA